Molecule: messenger RNA, 733 nt
Organism: Rhododendron vialii
Lineage: Eukaryota; Viridiplantae; Streptophyta; Magnoliopsida; Ericales; Ericaceae
Product: putative phytosulfokines 6
Exons: 3
Coding region: 186-473 (95 amino acids)
Biological process (GO): cell population proliferation
Cellular component (GO): extracellular region
Molecular function (GO): growth factor activity
Source: RefSeq, a predicted model, not a curated record
GUUUGUAAGCUCUGUUAACUGCCUCAUUUGGGGGGGGUGGGGCUUCACGUGAUUCAAGAGUGGGUACACCCUUAUCUUUGCAUGUAUUUAUAACAAAGCAUGUGCCCCCUUCACCACCCCCAAACUCCCCAAACUCUCUCUCUCUCUCUCUCUCUCUCUCUCUCCAAACUGAGGAGCAGAACAAAAUGAAGCAAAGCCUCCAUUCUGCUGCUCUUCUACUCUCCCUUCUUUUACUCAUCACCACCUCACAAGCAUUAGCCCGUUUCUUAGCAACCAAACAAGGAGAAGAGGAGCCAAGGGUGAAUGAAAUCACCACCGGGGUUACUUCUCCAACGGAGACGGAAGAAGAUGAUUCUAUGAACCUAAUGGGGAUAUUGGAAGAUUGUCACGGCGGAGACGAAGAGUGUGUAAAGAGAAGGAUGGAUGCAGAGGCUCACUUAGAUUACAUCUACACCCAACACCUUAAGCCUUAAUUAGUUAAUGGGAACAGAAGUUAUAAUUAAGCUAAUCUCUGUUGCAUGCCUAGCUAGUACUUAAUUUCCCACAGAAAUCUGUGAACCAUAAUUAAGGAGAUCACUUCAAGGCAGUCUUAAUUAUCUUAACCCCUCCCUGCCCUUAAUUUUGAGCUUCCAUAGUGUUGGGUUUUGGCUUUAGAGUUGUGUUUCGUUAUACCCCAUGUAAAUGUACUAAGAUUGUAAGUAGUAUUCAAUUAUAGAUGUGACUGUUUGCUCUA